This is a messenger RNA of Anneissia japonica, 1571 nucleotides long. Its product is annotated as heat shock 70 kDa protein 13-like. The transcript is spliced from 6 exons. The record is from RefSeq and is a predicted model, not a curated record. Gene Ontology annotation, cellular component: cytosol; nucleus; plasma membrane. Gene Ontology annotation, molecular function: ATP binding; ATP-dependent protein folding chaperone; misfolded protein binding. NCBI's taxonomy places the organism in Eukaryota, Metazoa, Echinodermata, Crinoidea, Comatulida, Comatulidae. Gene Ontology annotation, biological process: cellular response to unfolded protein; vesicle-mediated transport; protein refolding. The coding region runs from base 112 to 1407 and encodes 431 amino acids.
UAUCAACCGGAAGCAUCUGAAAAGGAACUAUUAAACAUGUAACAACAUAUGGAUGGUUUUGUAAAGUAAGAAAAUUCAUUAGAGGCACCGUAGCAAUACCCACAUCAGACGAUGAGUACUGCAGUAUCAAUUUUGGGUGCAUCUAUUUUAGCAUUGUUAUUAGCUGGGUACUUAGGCCAACAAUUCUUACCUCCACCAAAGCCUAGGAUAGUCGGAAUUGACCUCGGAACAACAUUUUCAUGCAUUGGAGUGUACCACGCUGUUACAGGUGAUGUAGAAGUGAUAUUAGAUUCAGCUCACCAUAAGACAAUACCAAGUAUGGUAGCUUUUACUCCAGAGACUGAGCUGGUAGGGUACUCAGCCCUAGCCCAGGCUGAGCAUAACCCAGCUAACACAAUAUAUGACGCCAAGAGAUUCAUUGGCAAGAGGUUCUCACCUGAAGAAUUUGUCAAAGAGGCAGAAAGGUACAAUUUUAAGUUGAAAGAACACAAUGGAUUGAUUAGAUUUGUGGUGGGAAAAAGUGGAAAUACUACAGAAGUAAGCCCUGAGUACAUAGGCUCCAGAAUACUGGCAGAGUUGCGCAGAACUGCUGAAGCAAACCUCACUAGUAGUAUCACAAAGGCAGUGAUGUCGGUGCCAGCAGAAUUUGAUGACAUUCAGAGGAACUAUACCAUCCAGGCAGCUAAACAAGCAGGUAUAGAAGUAUUGCGACUGAUCAAUGAACCCACCGCAGCAGCUCUGGCCUAUGGCCUGCACGGCAAGGAAGGUGUGGAGAAUGUCCUUGUCGUGGACCUGGGUGGGGGGACACUGGAUGUGUCUCUACUCAAUGUGCAAGGUGGAAUGUUCCUAACAUUAGCCAUGGCUGGCAAUAACCAUUUAGGAGGGCAGGACUUCAACCUUAGGCUAAACCAGUUCAUGCAGGAUUCCAUUGAACGCAAAUUUAGAAAACCUUUAACAAAUGCAGAAGAUAUACAGCGAUUAAGGCUUUUUAUAGAAGACGUAAAGCUUAACCUCACGAGCAAAGAGUCUGUCGCAGUUUCCCUUUCUUUACCUUCAAUGGGUGAGGGCGCUAUUUAUAAUGUUAAUGUCACACGUGCACAGUUUGAAAAACUUAAUGAGGACCUUUUCCUCAAGGUGUUGGUACCAAUCAAAAAGGUUUUAGAAACUAUUGAAUUGACACCGCAGGCUGUUGAUGAGAUAGUUUUGGUCGGUGGGUCUACCCGGAUACCAAAAGUGCGUUCACUCAUUGCGGAAUUUUUUGGCAAACAGCCAAAUGUUGGGGUGGAUCCCGAGUUGGCAGUAGCUUAUGGUGUAUCUAUCCAAGCAGGUAUUAUAGGAGGGAUGUGGCCACUCCAAGUUAGUGCAAUAGAAUUGAAUACUGGUAUAAAGAAGAUAAAGGUUGAAUAAUGGAUGGAGAUACAGUAUGAUACUUUAAUUUAUUUUUAAAAUAUUUAAAUUGCUUAGAAAGUGUAUUGUGCACUAUAAUAAAAUUUAUUCUAAUUUUGAAAUUAUAUAUCAACUUUAUUUCAAGAAGUAUUUAUAAUUUGUGAGGUCUCACCAUGAAAUGAGAC